AUGUGGUCGACAGCAGCUGCUUGCAUCGUUUGCGUCCUAUCAGGCAUCAUCUGUGAUGUCAAACAAGUGUAUUCACAACCCAAAUGGAUACAAAGAAAGACUGAUCAGUCUCCUGACAAGGCCUCCAUAUUAGAGGAAGACAUCCAGAAAGUUAUUAAUGAAAUCCACUCUUUGUCUGGUGAAAAUAUAAAUAAACGCAUCUUUAGCGCCACAUACACUGCAGAAGGUUUGGACCUAAAUGCAUAUUAUCAAGCUCUCAGUGAUUUGUACGCUGUCUUUCAGCCUCUGUUGAGGGACAGAUUUCUAGAUGACCUUCCGAAGACAUUAGUGUGUAUUCUGUCUGGCAGACAGGACUGUGGCCUGGAGGCAGAACUAACAAAGACCGUGUCUCUGGAGUUAGGAAAGCCGCUGCUGAACUUUGUGUCGUCUCUGCGAUCACAGUCGUGCACUACACUGAACCGUAAUGGAGGGUCAACCAGCUUCCUGAGUGCCUACCUCAGGACUGGGGAAUCAACAUCAGCAGCAUUAGAUGGUUUUCAGAACACUUUAAUAAAUAUAUUGUCAACUUUCCCUCUUUCUGGGAGUUUGAUGGGGGCUGUGAGCAGCCUUGUGGAGGCAACUGUGACAUACAUUUCAGAGUUCAUGGCAAUGUUAUUGCAAGUUCCUAUGGACUUUAUCAAAAUAGCUUUACAGUUUGGUAUUAGGAUACCAUCUUUGGAGGGGAAACAGACCUGUGAGCAAGGAGAUCUCAAGCAGCUCAUUAUGUGGGGAAUCAACAACAAUGUGAGCUGGUCCUUUGGUACCUCCAUCAUUGACAUCUUCCUGGAUAUCUUCCUGGCUCAAGAACAGCCUCCAUGCACAUAUCCGGGACCAGAGUGCUUGAAUCCUCAAAGUGUCCCCUUCCAACGCAGCGUCUCCGAGUCAAAAGACAACACUGAUUACUACCAGGACAUCCUGCUAAAGUGUGAUCGCCGCAAUCUGGCCAAGCUCAACGACACAUUGUGCGCAGACAUCCUCACAGGUUCGAGAGUGGGAUCCGCAACAUCUGUCCUCACCUUUUGCCGGGAAAUGAGCUCCCUUAGCGCUAAUCAGGUUGAGCAGGUGUGGAGCAACAUGUGUUAUGUCAUCCAAGCAUUGAUGUCUCCGCUCUUUAGCAGGUCAUCUGAGUGCACACAUUCUCCACCUGCUGUCACCCCUCCCCCUGAGGCCGUUCGCCUCCCUCACUCUGAACUCCCUAGAGUAGCCAGAGAAGCUUCCAACCUCAGACAGCUGGCCUGCAACUACAACACCUGGUUAGAAGAUGAGGGGGUAGACGCCGUCCUCGUGUCGCUGUGCAGUGAUAAUGCACGCGAGGAGUUUGCAAAGCAGGUGUGUAACAAUGCCCUGUUGAUGAGGAAGCUACUGUCAGAGGAGAUGAACAGCUGGCUGUAUGGCUACUGUGCCAACUCCUCUGCAGACUCUGCGUACUUAGUGAGUCAGUUCUGCGUCUAUGAGCAGUGGAUGGAUCAGCCUUCAGUGAACCCCCUCUUACUGGAGUUCUGCACAAGCCUAGAUGGUCCCAGACUGACAUCGCUCAUCUGUGAGGACACUAGAUUCUUCAUGCUUUUAUUCUUCAACCCUGAAAAUGGACGCUUUAUGCCAAAUUGCACAGCAUUACCACCGGUCCCUGUCCCUGACUCAAUCAUGUUAGAGUCCUGUCAGUACUCAGAGUGGCACAAUGUAACGCAAAUUACCAUUGAUGUUUUGUCGGAGUGCAUCAGACUCGAUCACAUUGGUUUUACCCAAGAGGUGUGUUCUAACAAAACCUUUCUAAACAGCUUGCUGCUCAAUAAGGAGAACGCCUGGCUUGAAAAUCACUGUGAUGCCUCUCUCACUGUAAUACCCCCAGUGGUAACCGAGCACUUCAGCAUAGCAGGCUGGUGUGACUACCAUACGUGGGGAGAACGGCAAGUGGACGACUCAGUGGUCGGCCUCUGUUCGCAGCAUGAUCAGGUCGCUUUCCAGAAGAACGUCUGCUGCAAAACGUCUGUGCUUGAAAAGCUGCUAGAAAACCCUCAGAACAAAUGGCUGACAUCAGUUUGCGAGGAAAAGGAAAUGGAGGAAAUAGCUGUGUUACCACAGGUGUGCAAGUAUACAGAAUGGACUCGUCCGAUGAUUGUAGACAUGACCGAGCUCGCUCUCUGUGCUGAGACAGACCCGCUUAACUUCACCACCAAAGUCUGCUCCAAUGAGUCAGUCAUCCAGAACCUGCUGGCCAAUCAGGACAACACCUGGUUAUUACAGCACUGUGCCAACCAUUCAAACUCACGGGUCACUCCUGGUGAAGGAGGGGGGCAGGGAGAAGGCCCGACUGGCUUCAACCCCACAGAGCAGUGCCAGUACUCCAGCUGGAGUAUUUCUCUUCCUGAUGCAGCUCUCCUCACUUUCUGCUGGGAGCACGACCAGACAACUUUCAUCUCCUCUAUCUGCCCUGAUGCUAGGCUUCGCUUUCUGCUCUCCCAGGAGCCGUCUAGUGUGUGGGUGGACAGCAUGUGUACCACCUACACCAACUACAGUACCACUUACAACAACGACAACAACAGCAGCACCACAGUGGAGCCUAACUUCUGCCUGGCCAGGAACCUGCUGAGCCGCUUCAACUGGAGCUGCUCAGCCGACCUAACCUCCGCCUGCCAACCUGGGGCUAGUCAAAAUACGGCUCUACAGAUAGCGAUGCAUUGCUGGGUGGAGAAUAUGAGGUUCAGGGUGAAGGAUCUGCUGACUCCACCAGUGGCUUCUGUGUUGGAACAGGCAGUCAGCGCCACUGUCGUGAUCCUGUUGGCACUGGAGGAAGUCCAGAACACCUCGCUGCAUGUCAGUGAGAACAUAAGACAGAGUGUGUUGUCGUCUGUAGUCCGCUAUCUUGAGAGGGAAAACAACUUUGACAAAAAGAGGGUGCUGCUGCAGUGCUUUGGGAGGGUCUUGACCAGCUUAAUGCAGACAGCCAGAGACCUUACCGGCGAUGAAUCCUCCGUCAUUAAGGAGUACUUCAGUAUACCGCUGAGCCGGCUGAGGUCAGUGCUGAGUCCAGCUCACAUCACCACCGUCAGACUGAUCCUCCAGUACUACAACAGAAACAAGGAUACGCUGCAGCUGCCUGACUUGUAUUUGUCCACCAUGGUGUCAGUGAUGUUCCAGACACACCUGGUGAAAGAUGGCAGUCUGUUCCCUGAACUGGCUCCCCUGCUGGCUGCAGCCACACCUGCUGACAUCCAAGCUCUGCCCUCACUGAAUAACAACAAUAAUGUGAGGGAGACCAUCAACAGAAACUUAAAAUACAUGACUCUGGAGCAGAGGCGAGCUUUUGGCUUGUGGUUCAGCAAAGUUAUGCCCCCCUCUGACAUCACCAGAGGUCAAGAGUCACUCAUCAGGGACACCGGAAACCUGAUCGCCUAUCUGCCUUUCCACAACUUCCAGCACCUUUUGCCUGCUCAGCUGUUAGAUGGGCUGGAAGUUUUGCAAAGAAACACCCUCACUUCUCUAAAGCAGGAAUUCAUCUCUCACAGCAUCAUCAGCACCUACAGAAACCUCACUGCUCAGGAUCUUACAAGGUUAGGUAAUCUCUCCUGCCUGGCAGACCCAGAGGACCUUCUUGUGUACAAAGAUACUGAGCUCUUCAGUGUCAUUAGAGAAAUUGUUAUGAACUGCACACAUGAGGGACUGAGUCUGCCCAGCCUCUUGGUUUCCAGUUUGUUGCUGAACAGCACAGAGUUAAAGGUCCCCUCCUUGCUCAGUUCUGAUCGACUGGCAGAGAUCGCCCCCCUCCUGCCGUUGCUGGGUGUGCCUUUUCUGCAGGGUCUCACACCGUCACAGCUGCACCCAAUCCUCCCGGUCCUUAGCUCCGUUUUAUUCAGCCCUGCACAGGGUUCCAUUAUUAUAGACAAGACGUCCACAAGUAACACACUGACCACCACGGAUCAGCUGCAGCAUCUUGGCUCCCUCAUUGUGGGACUGAAGACAGAGGCCUUGUUGAGCGUCACCUCUGACAGGCUGCUGUCAUCCCUGCCUGCAAUGGCCCAGUACACUCCAGGCCUCAGCCCUCUGCAAGCUAAUGCUAUUGCCACCAAGCUCUGGGGCUUCCCAGAGGUAGUCGGUUGGUUGGAUGAUGUGGAGCCUUUGCUCCAUUGCACUCCUCUGCUGAGCGUCAUGCCAAGAACCCGUUUUAUUGUGAACAAUAUCACCACUGCUUCCACAACAUCCUGGAACACACAGCAGGCGAUUGCAAUUUUCAAAAAGGUGCUUGAGACUAAACCAAAUCUAAUCAGCCUAGAUUUUCUGAGUCUGGGCACAGUGGGUCAAGGUGUGAGCUGUACGGUCUUACAGGAGUGUUUUCGAGCUGAUUCCUCGUCUCCUGCAGUGAGAAAAAUCCUACUCCUUCUCAAACAGCAGCCCGGUCCUCUUCACACCUCAGUGAAAAGGUGUGUGAUCGAGGAGCUGUAUCAGUUUGAGUUCUUCUCUGAACUGUUGGAAGAUCUGGGAGCUGAGAUUGCCCUGUCCAUGCCUGUGAGCACCAUUAAGAAGUUCCCCACGGAUAUGAUGGACACUCUCAGGAGGAUGAUCAUUCAGGAGCCUCAGCACUUCCUCAUGCUAGCUAGAACCAAACAGGAGCUGCUGGUGGACAAAGUGGUUCAGAGGAUGGGCAUGUACACAGGCGUGUUCACUGAGGAGGAGUUUAGUUCACUGGGCAUCAUGGCACCAUUUGUGGUGGAUGAAGUUCUCAUUCAGCUCGACCGCAGCUUCUUCACUGAAAAUCUGGAUUAUCUCCAGGGGCUCUGCUACAGCAGCGGCAAGAUGAACAUUGUGGCUCGUAUCCUGCAAGAUCCUGCCGCCUUUGGUCCAGCCAAACACUGGAACAAGACCACAGUGAGUCAGGUGGACCGCUUCCUCUUCUUCCUGCCUAAGGACAAACUGCAGGAGAUUCCUCUUGAUCUGAUGACAGUGGGCUGUAUAGAGAAGCUGUUCAUGAGCCAGCGGCAGUGGGAACGCGGGGAUGUUGGGAGCCACUGUUUAAACGAGAACGAUAAGAAGAGAGUUUUUGAUAAGCAACAGUUUGUCCUCCAGUUUUUCCUCGGCUUCCUCAAAAUAAAUCCUUUGUCACCGGCUCCCAUGGUUCCUACCUGUGAAAUCCUGCACACUACAGCUCCCUCUGCCUGGACCUCCAGCAGUCUGAUCAGCAUGACUACAUCAGCCUUCUCCAACUGUCUGGAGCUUAUGGGUCAGGACCCAUUCCUUGCAUCCUACCAGCGCAGCCAGGUGCUGAAGAAAGUCAAACAGAUAUACGGCCCUGUCUCGUCCUUCUCUCAGUCUGUGAUCACACAGCUGGGCUGGAUAGCGACAGAGCUCUCCAUGGAGGAGCUGAGCAGCCUCAGACUGACUGAGCGUAGGAGUAUCGCUGCUAUGGGUGCUAUCAGUGCAUGGACCAACAGACAGCUUGUUGCACUGUUUAGCGCCAUUUUAAACUCCACCAAGCAAAGUCCAAGCCAGCUGGACUAUAGCACACUAGGGGCCAUGGGAUACAUUGUGUGCGGAGCUAAAACCACUGACAUAAAUGUGUUCAAUGCUGUAGAGUUCAGUAAGGCGGUGCUCCAGCUGGGUCAGCUAAACUUAUCCUGCUCUGAGGAGCAGCUACUGGCUUUCGUCGAGCUGCUAACUCACAGCCUCGCUUUUGGACCCACAAGUUCAUGGGGAACUGAUGUGUUCAUUGAGAUAGGAGUUCUGGCCGCUGGUAUCCCAGACAUGUCUAUGUCAGCGUUGGUGAAAAUGCAAAUUGAAGGAAUCAUACCUAUGGCUAUCUCCAUGAUACCAGCUGACAAGUUUGCUGUGGUGUUUAACCAGAAACACAUCAGCAUGUUCUUUUAUGAGCAGGCUGCUGCUGUGACCGAGGCGCAGCUCUCUAAGCUGUCAGAUGUUCAGAAGACAGCUCUAUCUCUGGUGCUGACACCCUGGGAGGCACGGCCUGUAGACUUCAGAGGGAAGUCACUGGGGUUGGCACUGAGCCCCAGCCGCCUGUGUCUCACACUGGGACUGCUGAUGCUGCUGAUCAUCCUGCCCUGACCUGAUCUGCCCUGCAACAUGACCCCACUCACCCCCGCUGGAUCAGGAGACACAUCCUCAUCCUCAUAACAAGGAUCACAUUUAUCUGUGCAAUAUCAAGCAGCACUUCAACAUGUCUUUAUACUGAAUUGAAUGAGAUUUUUAAUUUA
This is a messenger RNA of Labrus mixtus (cuckoo wrasse), 6242 nucleotides long. It is a transcript of the gene strc1, whose product is annotated as stereocilin 1. The transcript is spliced from 29 exons. NCBI's taxonomy places the organism in Eukaryota, Metazoa, Chordata, Actinopteri, Labriformes, Labridae. Gene Ontology annotation, biological process: cell-matrix adhesion. Gene Ontology annotation, cellular component: kinocilium; cell surface; stereocilium tip. The coding region runs from base 1 to 6093 and encodes 2030 amino acids. The record is from RefSeq and is a predicted model, not a curated record.